Molecule: messenger RNA, 2925 nt
Organism: Mycotypha africana
Lineage: Eukaryota; Fungi; Mucoromycota; Mucoromycetes; Mucorales; Mycotyphaceae
Product: chitin synthase-domain-containing protein
Exons: 5
Cellular component (GO): cell septum; cell periphery
Molecular function (GO): chitin synthase activity
Source: RefSeq, a predicted model, not a curated record
AUGAGAGUUGACAACUACUCUUGUUCGUACAAUAGACAUCUCUCUUGUAGAAGGCUUAUCUGGAUCGCAUUCUCUCGAUGUUUGACAUUUUUCAUCCCAGAUUUUAUACUUUGCUAUGUGGGCGGGAUGAAAACCUCAGCAUCUCGUAAUGCUUGGAGAGAAAAAAUAGCCAUCCUCUUUCUAUUUUUACUUUCAGCAGGUUUUUUCUGUGUGUGGCUAGAAUUUAUUUCGAGCUAUUUCUGUGAUCCAGAUAAAACGUACGAAUACAACGAAGUCUUUGCUAAUGAUUCAAAAAUGGCUGCUAUUCAUGGGAAGGCGGUGGAUUGGAGAUCUGUAGAUUCUUCUUCUCCUUCUUUUGCAACAAAAAAUGCUAUGGUGCAAUGGGUCAACCAGUAUCCUCAUCACGAUCUAUCCAACAAUUUCCCCACAUUUAUGGUUUUGAAUCGACCGUCCAACAAAGCCUUCUAUGCCGAUAGUAUUGUCAACGAUUGUGUUUUUGGUCAGAAUAAAGCAGAAGAAGCAGAUGCUUGGUUAGAUUUUGUGCUCGAGUCGAAUCCAGGCUAUACAUACGAAACGAUCUCCAAUGUCAAACAGCUAUUACAAUGUCCUAUGCCCAAUCAGCCCAACGUAACAGGCAGUCCUUGUUUUUAUGGACCAGAGGUGGAGGCUGAGUUAAGCAUGUUACCAGUAAAAGGAGAUGUAGAGUACGAUCCAAACGUCAUUUACAAAUUGUAUAAUGGUCUACCUUCGUCAGAUAAUUCCACCAAGCAAGCUUAUGUCAUUCUGGACGGCUAUGUGCUGGAUGUCACAACCUAUCUCACAGGCGCAACCAAUAUUAUUCCACUCUCCUCAACACUCAGUUCUCGUUCAUUUGCUUUAGACAGGAUGUUUUUGCCAUUGGAUUUGACCAUGUUUUUGUACAUCAACCUCGGAAAAGAUAUCUCUGAAUAUUUUGAAGGGAAUGUGACCGAAAACGCUGCACUUUACCGCAAUUGUCUCAUUCAUCUUUUCCGGAAGGGAGUCGUACCCUCUUAUAUUUCAUCCGAUUGUCGACGCAUCAAUCCUGCUUUGUGGGCCACCAUGGGCGUAGGCUUGAUUUACUUUCUGAUAAAAAUGAACCUAGCUCAACUAUUUCGAGCUACCUUUAUUCAGAAACGAUGCUUGCUUCCCUCUUUGUCCAUAGCAUCAUCGAUGGCUCACAUAAACACUUUCUCGCAUGUCAACUCUAUGCAAGAACAACAUCAACAACCAUGGCCUUAUGUCGUACUAAUGAUACCAUGCUUCUCUGAAUCUGCAGAAACACUGAAACAAACGAUCGAUUCUGUCUCUCGCACCACCUACGAUGACCGUAGCAAGAUACUCGUUUUCAUUUGUGAUGGUGUGACCAUCAGUGCACAAGAACGGAUAGAGACACAUAUUCUAUUGCUUCAAUAUUUAGGCUACAGUCGUACAGAAAAACCCUGGCCACAGCCUUAUUCAUCCUUGGGUCAACAUCAAAAACGAUUCAACUGUGCAUGUGUUUAUUCGGGAUUUUUUGAAACAGGUCGAAAUCGAGUCCCCUAUCUUGUUAUUGUGAAAGUAGGUCAAGAGCAAGAGCAAGAAAAAUAUUCCCAAAAGGGGCAACAGCAACAACAACAACAACAACAAGAAAAAGAAAAGUUGGCACCGCCUGGCAAUAGAGGAAAACGAGAUUCGCUUUUGAUCUUGUUCAGUUUUCUUGAGCGCUGUUCCAACCUAGCUGACAAUCUCAUGACGCCUCUCGACUAUGAAAUCUUUAAUCAAUGUUACAAUGUGUUGGGCAUAGACCCCCGAUUGUUCAAAUAUGUCAUGGUGACAGAUGCAGAUAUUCAAAUACAAAAUGAUGUCGUACAGCGUUUGGUAUUGAGACUUGAACAGGAUCCAAACAUGUUGGCUAUCAGUGGGCAUGUACGUCCUGCGAAUCCUGAAGAGAAUUUGACGACCAUGCUGCAGAUUUUUCCUAUCUACAUGACUUAUUUUUCUGCGUUUGCUUUUGAAGCUUGUUUGAAAAGUGUGAUGACGAUCAAUGGCGGGCUAGUGAUGUAUAGAGUCUGGAAGGAAACGGAUAGGCGAUUCACCUUACAACAACAACAACCGAAACACGACACUCCUUUCUGGAAAAAUACGGGUGGCCAUCCAAGAUCCACGGUGCAAGAUCAAAGGAAUCCGUUUGCUGAUACAGCAGCAGCAGCAGCAGCAGCAUCCGUUCAUCAUGGCAUGCGUCCCGAGUCCCGUUUCAUAUUCGGCAAAACUUUGAAUCGUCAGCUUUGCUGUGUUCAUCCAACUGUUAUACGAGGAUUUUCGACCCCUCAGGCCAAUACGAUGCAUAGGGCCAAUGUCUUGCUUUUAGGUGAAGAUAAAAUCCUCCCUCUUCUUCUAUUGAAAUCGCAUCCUCGACAUCAUCUGGGGUUCGAGCCCGAAGCAGUGGGUUAUACCACACUACCUACCCGAUUCUUUUCUUUACAAGGACAUCAAGUGCGCCAUCUUCGUGCCACAUUUCACGCGCAAUUGGAAUUUCAGCGAGCGGCGUGGCACCUGGGCUUCACCUAUUGGCUCCUUUCCACCACCGAGGUCCUCGAUAGGGUCUUUUUUACGCCGAUUAUUGUGUAUUUAUACGGUGUCUUUGGACGCGCUUUGGGGCAAUAUGGCAUGGCGUAUGUCAUUAUUGCUUGCUCUUUCACCGGACUGGUUGUUUUGCAUUUCUUGUUUUUCAUGCUGAGACGGCAGUUUCGGUAUAUUUGUUGGUUUAUUCUGUAUUGCCUGUUGUCUCUGCCGCUGUACGCUGUUUGGUUUCCUUUGUUAGCUGUAUGGCAAAGUAACCAGGCAGAGUAUUGGUAUGAUGUGUGGCCAAGAUCCCAUGGUCAACGGACACGAUGGCACGGUAUCAUUGAUCCUGCAGUCCACAAU